GUAGUAUCGCGAGAUCUUGUUCGUUUUGUGUGUGUGUUUCCUCGAGCGAUAAAGAGCCGAAUCUGGAAAUAAGAAAAUACUCAAGACAUUGUCUCCGUAGCUUCCUAUAUUUGGGGUUAUUGUGUCGCCGUUGAUUUCAGAAACUACACUUGAGGUACAAGAUCACAGUUCAUCUCAAUGGCUUCAAGACGAGGACACAUUCGGUACCUGAAGGUAAUUUCAGAAGUUUGCGAGGUUCAGUCACCUCAGAAUGAUGGCAGAGAUGGACAGCAUAAGGCAGCCUCUGGUGAUAAUGAUCUUUAUGAUAACGGCUACAAUGAGCAUAUGAUGGAUGAUGGCGACUCCAGGACCAAUCUCAUCGUCAAUUACCUGCCUCAGAGCAUGAACCAGGAUGAGCUGCGCAGUCUGUUCAGCAGCGUGGGGGAAGUGGAGUCUGCCAAGCUGAUAAGGGACAAAGUUGCAGGCCACAGUUUAGGUUACGGCUUUGUUAACUUUGUUAACCCUAAUGAUGCAGAGAGGGCAAUCAGUACCCUCAAUGGCCUGAGGCUACAGUCUAAAACUAUCAAGGUGUCUUUCGCCCGCCCGAGCUCUGACACUAUCAAGGAUGCUAACCUGUACAUCAGCGGGCUGCCGAGGACCAUGGGUCAGCAGGAGCUGGAGGACAUGUUCUCUCAUUACGGAAACAUCAUCAACUCCCGUGUCCUCGUGGAUCAGGCCUCUGGUUUGUCUCGCGGAGUUGCCUUCAUCCGCUUCGACAAAAGGUCAGAGGCCGAAGACGCUGUCAAACUGCUGAACGGCAGCACGCCAUUCGGCGGCCCGGAGCCCAUCACGGUCAAGUUUGCUGGCAAUCCGAACCAGAACCGGAAUUCCCAGGGUGGUGCGGGACACGCCUAUGGUCACGGCCAGUCGCGUCGCUAUGGAGGCCCGGUCCACCACCAGCAGCAGCGCUUCAGAUUCUCUCCGAUGAGCGUGGACCACAUGAGUGGAGGAGGAAGCGGGGGGAGCAACGGGGGGAAUUCAGCCAACGGCUGGUGCAUCUUCAUCUACAACUUGGCCCCGGAGACGGAUGAGGCCAUGCUGUGGCAGAUGUUCGGGCCCUUCGGUGCCGUCGUCAACGUGAAAGUCAUCCGAGACUUCAACACCAACAAGUGCAAAGGCUUCGGCUUCGUCACCAUGAACAACUACGAGGAGGCGGCCAUGGCCAUCCACAACCUCAAUGGCUACCGCAUGGGGGACAAAGUCCUGCAGGUGUCCUUCAAGACCAACAAGGGACACAAGUAGAGGAAGUGGCGUUCCUCUGGGGCGCGCCUGUUUUGUUUUGUUUUUUUUUAUUCUCAGCAUGCCCAGUUUUAAUUUCUUUUCUAUUAAGUUCUGUGAAUACUUUUUUUGGGGAACAUUAAAUGUUUUAUUUAACAGAGUUUUAGAGGUUUUUGAUCUUUUUAUGGGGAGAAUAAACUUAAUUACGAAGGACACGAGUACAACAGCCAGAAAACUGAGGUCGAAAGUGUUUUUGUGUACAGAUAUUUUUAUUUGCCACCGAACCCCGUGUUUGAAAGAAAUGGAAAUGAAUUCACGAACGUCUGCCGCGUAUGGAAACUGCAGAGUGGGACGUUUUUAUUUUUGUUUACGAGUGUUGGUUCCUGACAAAAUGUGAUGAGCGACAUGGAAGGUGACCUUCAGUUUGUUUUCUGUCACUUGGCUUUUUUCUGUCUCGUAGCAGCAUCUUUGUGAUAGUCAACACAAUAAACCAGUCA
Messenger RNA from Synchiropus splendidus (mandarinfish), 1754 nucleotides. RefSeq names its product ELAV-like protein 1. NCBI's taxonomy places the organism in Eukaryota, Metazoa, Chordata, Actinopteri, Syngnathiformes, Callionymidae. Gene Ontology annotation, molecular function: RNA binding. The record is from RefSeq and is a predicted model, not a curated record. The transcript is spliced from 8 exons. The coding region runs from base 178 to 1281 and encodes 367 amino acids. Gene Ontology annotation, cellular component: ribonucleoprotein complex.